Molecule: messenger RNA, 1566 nt
Organism: Vombatus ursinus (common wombat)
Lineage: Eukaryota; Metazoa; Chordata; Mammalia; Diprotodontia; Vombatidae
Gene: PARVB
Product: parvin beta
Exons: 13
Coding region: 97-1080 (327 amino acids)
Biological process (GO): actin cytoskeleton organization; establishment or maintenance of cell polarity; lamellipodium assembly
Cellular component (GO): focal adhesion; actin cytoskeleton; lamellipodium
Molecular function (GO): actin binding
Source: RefSeq, a predicted model, not a curated record
UUCACUGUGGGUCUGAGUCUGACACAGCCUCCUCCCUUGUUGUCUGCUGAGCGCUGGGCCUCCGGGGGCCUCUGACCAUUAGCCUCCCUCGUCACCAUGAGUGACCUCCAGGAAGAGGGCAAGAACGCCAUCAACUCUCCCAUGACGCCUGCCACAGUGGACAUCCACCCCGAGGACACCCUUCUCGAAGAGAAUGAGGAGCGGACGAUGAUUGAUCCCACCUCCAGGGAAGACCCCAAGUUCAAAGAACUGAACAAGGUUUUAAUUGACUGGAUUAAUGACGUGCUGGUGGAGGAGAGAAUCAUCGUCAAGCAGCUGGAGGAGGACUUGUAUGAUGGGCAGGUGCUGCAGAAGCUUCUGGAAAAGUUAGCCGACCGCAAGCUAAAUGUGGCUGAGGUGACGCAGUCAGAGAUAGGCCAGAAACAAAAGCUGCAGACCAUCCUGGAGGCGGUUUACGACAUCCUGCGGCCCCAUGGCUGGGCUAUCAAAUGGAAUGUGGACUCAAUCCAUGGGAAGAACCUUGUGGCGAUCCUUCAUCUCCUGGUUGCCCUGGCCAUACACUUCCGAGCCCCCAUCCGGCUCCCCGAGCACGUCUCUGUGCAGGUGGUGGUUGUUAGAAAGCGGGAAGGCCUGCUGCACUCGGCCCACGUGGUACAGGAGCUGACCAGCACCGCCGAGAUGAUGAUGGGAAGAUUUGAACGAGACGCCUUCGACACGCUCUUUGACCACGCCCCCGAUAAGCUCAGCGUGGUGAAGAAGUCUCUUAUCACAUUCGUGAACAAACACCUUAAUAAGCUGAACUUGGAGGUGACAGAGCUGGAGUCGCAGUUUGCAGAUGGCGUGUACCUGGUUUUGCUCAUGGGCCUGCUGGAAGGAUACUUUGUUCCUCUCCAUAACUUCCAUUUAACUCCGGAGAAUUUUGACCAGAAGGUCCACAACGUCUCAUUCGCUUUUGAACUCAUGCAAGAUGGCGGACUCAAGAAACCAAAGGCCCGCCCAGAAGAUGUCGUCAACCUGGACCUCAAGUCUACCCUGAGGGUUUUAUACAACCUGUUCACCAAGUACAAAAACACUGAGUGAUCCUGGAAGCUGCUGAAAUAUUCAUCCCCGAUGUCUCCUUGAAGGGAAGCCAAGCCUUGGUCUCCCCUAUGUGCCUUAGUGCAGUUUGCCUGCCUCUGUGAUGCUGCAAGAUUUCCCGCCUCCUCUUUGGGGUAGUCUGAAGCCCUGUCUCCUUGGUGCUAGGGAGUAAAGCCCUCUGGAAAUGAUGAGUCCGGGGCCGGGGGGGGGGCUCCCCACCUCGGACGCUGGAUCCCCUCCUGCUUUGCUCUUGGGACAGAUAACUAGCUCAAAUGGAUCUCAGCAGAGGCCACCCAGCCUGUUCUAGGAUGGAGCCGUAGGCUGAGGUCCGUCCAUCCAAACUCCCUCGCGCUGUCCUGGCUUUCUGACUGUCUCUUGGACUGGAAGUCCCUUUAAAACCUUUGCUUUCCAGUAAAAAUGGGCUUUGCAUUUUCUUUCUUUCCACCCUCCCUUUCCUUUCAAAGAAUAUCUUAAACUAUUUAUAAGAAA